GUUUUCCCGCGCUGUUCUCCACAAACUGCACUGUUGCCACUCGGCGUUGAGAAGUGGAACCCCGGGCUUAUUUUUGACACAACCGACUGCAGACUGGUUUCAGGUCUUAGAAUGUCGUCCUCAGACUAUGACCCGGCGUGUUUGCCGGACUUACUGCCGCUCUAUUAUCGCCGCCUCUUCCCCUUCGCGCAGUAUUACCGCUGGCUGAGCUACGGGGGUGUGCAGAAAAGCUACUUUCAGAACCGGGAGUUCUCCUUCACGCUCAAAGACGACAUCUACGUGCGCUACCAGUCGUUCAGCACGCAGAACGAGCUGGAGAAGGAGAUGCAGAAGAUGAACCCGUACAAGAUCGACAUCGGAGCGGUGUACAGCCACAGGCCUAAUCAACACAACACGGUGAAGUCCGGCAGCUUCCAGGCUCUGGAGAAGGAGCUGGUGUUUGACAUCGACAUGACGGAUUACGACGACGUUCGGAGCUGCUGCAGUGCUGCGGAUAUUUGCUCCAAGUGCUGGACUCUGAUGACCAUCGCGAUCCGUAUAUUGGACAGAGCUCUUCGAGAUGACUUUGGUUUCCAGCACUUGCUGUGGGUGUAUUCUGGCAGAAGAGGGGUGCAUUGCUGGGUGUGUGACGAAGCCGCCCGGAAGCUCUCUGCAGCGGCGCGAUCCGCUGUGGCCGAGUACCUCAGCCUGGUCAAGGGCGGGGAAGAGAAUGUGAAGAAAAUCGUGCUGACGGAUCCAAUUCACCCCUUCAUCGGAGAGUCCUUGUCAGUGGUGGAGCACUACUUUCCACAAUAUGCUCUACAGGAACAAGACAUACUGGGACGCAGGGAGUCUGUAGACAAAGUCCUGGCUCUCGUACCUGAAGAUGUGAGAAGAGAAUUACAGCAGUUCUUUCAGAACGAGAGGAACCCAGAGAAACGCUGGAAACUGAUCAAAGACCAGGCCAGAGCGAAACAGACCACUGCCAAAAAGAGGCACUUUGACAAGGAGAUCAUGCUGCAGUACUGCUACCCUCGACUCGACAUCAACGUCAGUAAAGGCGUCAACCACUUGCUGAAGAGCCCGUUCAGCGUUCAUCCCAAAACAGGGCGCAUCUCGGUUCCGAUAGACCUCAAAGAUCUGGACAAGUUUGAUCCUUUUGCUGUGCCCACAAUUAGCCUGAUCUGUGAGGAGUUGGACCAACUGAAGCCAGAAGAAGAACAGACAAAGUCAGAGGACUCAAAGGAGAAGGAAAAUGAAAAAGACACAGCCGAGAAGAGGAAGAACAGAGAUUACAAGCGAACCAGUUUGGCAAAGUAUGUGAAGCACUUUGAUCAGUUUCUGGAUGGGCUGGCUCGCUCGUGGAAAGGAGAACUUCUCAGAAAGAGCGAUCUUCAGAAAGAAUUCUGAACAGGAUCGCCGAUCAGAAAACGACAGCUGAAAUCACAGCUUCUGGAUCUUUGCUUAGUGUUACUGGUGAUCCAUCCUUAUGGUGCAGUUUGUGGAGAUAAUGCAUUUUUGACAACAACAGCUGAUCACACCAGUUUUGAUAUGUUUUGCGUCGUAUUACGUUUGUGUAUUAAACAGCCCAAUAAAGUAGAGUUCUUCGGUGAAAACGCGUGUCAAAUGACAGCGAGUUUCAGCUGUGCAGGGAAAAUAAACAUUAUAUCUUGUUGUAAA
This is a messenger RNA of Fundulus heteroclitus (mummichog), 1659 nucleotides long. It is a transcript of the gene prim1, whose product is annotated as DNA primase subunit 1. The record is from RefSeq and is a predicted model, not a curated record. The transcript is spliced from 13 exons. Bases 112 to 1389 code for a protein of 425 amino acids. Gene Ontology annotation, cellular component: alpha DNA polymerase:primase complex. Gene Ontology annotation, biological process: DNA replication, synthesis of primer. NCBI's taxonomy places the organism in Eukaryota, Metazoa, Chordata, Actinopteri, Cyprinodontiformes, Fundulidae.